Molecule: messenger RNA, 501 nt
Organism: Lichtheimia ornata
Lineage: Eukaryota; Fungi; Mucoromycota; Mucoromycetes; Mucorales; Lichtheimiaceae
Exons: 2
Coding region: 1-501 (166 amino acids)
Source: RefSeq, a predicted model, not a curated record
AUGGAAACAUACACAGGCUAUAUCUCAUUUGAACUUGGCCAUUUUGUCAAACCUGAAUUUGACAUUAACUUUGUUUUGUAUCCUGAAACCAAUCAAUAUGGACCAGGAAUGAACUGCAAAGCUAGCGUGGCCGAUAUCCUUGAUUCGGAACUACGAGAAUACUUGACACAAGGUGGCAUUUGCAAGGCCGUUGUGCGUGGAAGUAGUCAUGUUGCAGGCGCUCACGAACCAGGAUGGUCAAUUGGCUCAAACAGAUACUUGCGAGUGUCAUGGGUUAUGCAUGAGCCUGAAGAUUGGGAAGAGCAAGAAAGACGUUUGCUUGAAGAAGAAUCUGCCUCUGAAAAUGAAAAUGGAGCUGAAGAAGGUACCAUCAUCAUCGAUGACGAAAAUAGCGAACGCACCGAGAAGCUCAAGAACCUCCAACAAAAGCCAUAUCGUCCCACAACCCACGCUUCCAAUGUCUUCCACAAAUGCCAGCAGCACAAGGAAAAGCUCUUUUGA